Molecule: messenger RNA, 1229 nt
Organism: Anolis sagrei ordinatus
Lineage: Eukaryota; Metazoa; Chordata; Lepidosauria; Squamata; Anolidae
Source: RefSeq, a predicted model, not a curated record
AUGCCACUGACAGCUCUUCACACCGAAUACACAAUGACGGUUUUCCUGCAUCAGAGCUGGCGGGAUGACCGGCUGUCCUACAACCACACCAAUGAGACUCUGGGCCUGGACAGUCGCUUUGUGGACAAGCUCUGGCUGCCGGACACCUUCAUCGUCAAUGCAAAGUCGGCCUGGUUUCAUGACGUCACCGUGGAGAACAAGCUCAUCCGAUUGCAGCCGGACGGGGUCAUCCUGUAUAGCAUCAGGAUUACCUCGACAGUGGCCUGCGACAUGGACCUUACGAAAUAUCCCAUGGAUGAUCAGGAGUGCAUGCUCGAUUUGGAGAGCUAUGGCUAUGCCUCCGAGGAUAUUGUCUACCGCUGGUCCGAAAACCAGGAUCAGAUCCAUGGGUUGGAUAAGCUGCAGCUCGCUCAGUUCACCAUCACCAGUUACCGCUUCACAACAGAAGUCAUGAACUUCAAAUCUGCUGGCCAGUUUCCCCGGCUGAGCCUCCACUUCCACUUGAGGAGGAAUCGAGGGGUCUACAUCAUCCAGUCCUAUGUGCCUUCCAUCCUCCUGGUUGCAAUGUCUUGGGUUUCUUUCUGGAUCAGCCAGUCUGCGGUGCCUGCCCGCGUUUCGUUAGGUAUAACAACUGUUCUGACCAUGACCACCCUGAUGGUGAGUGCCCGGUCUUCGCUCCCAAGAGCGUCCGCCAUCAAAGCCUUGGACGUGUACUUCUGGAUCUGCUACGUCUUUGUCUUUGCUGCACUGGUGGAAUAUGCAUUUGCCCACUUCAAUGCAGACUACAUGAAAAAGCAAAAAGACAAGCUAAAGAGCAGCCGACAGAUGGAAGAGGUGAACGUGAAGAAUGCCAUUGUGAUGUUUUCCCUUUCAAUCGCCGGCGUGAACCAGGAGCUGGCGGUUUCCAACCGGCAACGCAGAGUCCCCAAAAACCUUCCCGGCUCCACCGAAGUCGAAACAGGGGAGAUUAAAAAGCCACAGGAGGCUAAACCGGAGAAGAAAACGGGCCUGAAAUCCCUCUUCAAGCCCAUUGACGCAGACACCAUUGAUAUCUAUGCCCGGGCGGUGUUCCCGGCAGCCUUUGCCGCCGUCAACGUCAUUUACUGGGUGGCUUAUACGAUGUGACGGAAAAGAGAACGGAAGCCAGUUGUAUUAACGGGGAAUAUCCCAGGCGCAGCAGAACCUUGCAUGGUGGGAUCCAGCUUUGGUCCACUUUUUCAGAGACUUCC